Molecule: messenger RNA, 1713 nt
Organism: Triticum dicoccoides
Lineage: Eukaryota; Viridiplantae; Streptophyta; Magnoliopsida; Poales; Poaceae
Exons: 2
Coding region: 63-1217 (384 amino acids)
Biological process (GO): regulation of DNA-templated transcription
Molecular function (GO): double-stranded DNA binding
Source: RefSeq, a predicted model, not a curated record
CUUUCCCUCAAAGAAAAAAAACAUACGUUUCCGCUGACCGCCGCCGGCGCCGCCGCCACGCCAUGUUCCACCACCUCCGAACGCGCGUCCUUCCUCUCCUCCUCCGCUACCCACCAUCCCAUCCCCCCGCCUCCCACCUCGUUCCCCUCCACCGCCUCCUCUCCACCACCGCAUCCAUCUCCCCCAAACCUUUCUCCGCCAAGGACUUCCUCGUCACCGACUGCGGCCUCACCCGAGCGCAGGCCCUCAAGGCCUCCAGAAGGCUCUCCAACCUCACUUCCCUCUCGAAGCCCCAGGCCACGGUGGCCUUUCUCUUGGGUCGCGGCGUCCCCCGCUCCGACAUCGCCGUCGCCGUGGUCGCCGAUCCGUCCCUCCUGUACGCCAGCGUGGGGAUGGUCCUCGCCCCCCGCUUCGCCGAGCUUAGCGAACUCGGCUUCUCGCCUUCGCAGAUCGUGGCCAUCCUCUCGAUCCGCCGCACGGGCGCUCUCCGCGGCAACCUCCUGUUCUGGUUCGGGAUCUUCGACUCCUACCCCAAGCUGCUCUUUCUGGCAAAGUCAAACCGCGAGCUCCUCAGCGCCAGCAUCGAGAAGGUGAUCAAGCCGAACCUGGCCACCCUCCAAGAAUGUGGGAUAAGUGCUCCUGAUAUUGCAGUUUUAAGCUUGUACUCCUGUCGGUUGUUCACCGUGAAACCCAAGUUUCUGGUGGACGCCGUGGCGCGGAUCGAGGAGUUAGGCGUGCAGCGAAGCUCGUGGAUGUUCCGCCGUGCACUCGCUGCACUCGCCUUCAAGAGCAAGGACGUUCUCGCCAGGAAAAUACAAUUUUUACAUACGCUUGGGUUUUCACAGGAUGAUUUGGUGAAUAUCGCCAAGAAGGCGGCACUUGUCCUGGCUUUAUCUGAUAAAAAGAUUCAGCGAUCUGUGGGGUUCUUAAUGAAGGAUGUCGGUCUGCAGGCUUCGUACAUUGCUCGAAGGCCAGCGCUGAUCAUGUAUAGCGUUGAGAGGUGGUUGUUGCCCCGGUACUCCCUGCUUAAGCUUCUCAGGCAGAAGGGAUUACUGGACGUGGAAUUGGACUAUUAUACCAUGGCAUCGCUGGCUGAGAAGAAGUUUGUGCAGAAUUUUGUGGAUCCUUAUAAGGAUAGUGUUCCAGGCCUAGUUGAUGAGUAUGCCUCUGCAUGUCGUGGGAAAGCACCAAAAGGAAGUGCUCGGCUACAACGCUGAAACUGUGGUGUGCGAGAAUACGUUCAUUUUGAGAUUAUCCGAGGAGUUUUGUCGCCACAAGACUGAGUUUUUGAUCGGUGAGAUCGGUUCAGAGUCAGAGUGGACUGUGAAUUGAUAAAAAGUCCGUACAGUUCAUGUACUGCAUGAAGAAGUGUCUGGUUCCCGGUAUCAUGAAAGAAGGACAGUGUCUCUGAGCUCGCUGAUAUGUAUGACGCAGCUUGUGCUGGGGAGGUUGCCUCCCGAGUCCAACUUUGGCAUUUUAAGAUAUUGAAGACUUGUUGUAUCCUUCAGUGUAGUACAUGUUCAGAUGGUAACACUGCAGAUCCUACCCAUUAGUUACUACCGUCCAUUGUGCAAACACUCUUAGUUCUUAGUCUCAGCAAUUUAACAACUAGUUAUCCGAUUGCUACAAAAACAAUUCAUUUUCUUUUGAGGAAUCGAUUACAAUCCAUGUUCAAAUUUUGGAUAUGUGGUAUGAAGGAACUAGAUUGUCUUA